Molecule: messenger RNA, 528 nt
Organism: Phalaenopsis equestris
Lineage: Eukaryota; Viridiplantae; Streptophyta; Magnoliopsida; Asparagales; Orchidaceae
Exons: 1
Coding region: 1-528 (175 amino acids)
Source: RefSeq, a predicted model, not a curated record
AUGGAGCUUUACCUCGAAUCCCCGCUCGAAGCUCUUGUGCUACGAUACUCCUCCAUCUUAGCCGGCUACAUCUGGACAUGUCUAGCUCUCUUUGCUGCUGGGAUCGGUUUGUGGCGCUUCCGUUCACUUGGCUCAGCAUCCCAAUCAGUACCUUCUCCUUCUCGUGACCCUAAAUCGCCUUCCUCCGUAGUUUCUCCGGCGAUUCCGCCGCCGAUGCAGAGAUCUGCCCCGAUCGAACCACUUAUUGCUGUAACGGAUUGGGGCGUACACGAGGAGAGUGGAUCUUUGACGAAGGGGAAUUUCACGGCGUAUUUUCUAGCGGAGGAGAUUGAUGGCGGCGAUGAGGGCGAAAAGUAUGAGCGGAGAAGUUAUUGGACUGGGAAUGGUGAGGGGUUUUCGGAUAUAUUGGAUUGGGAAUGGAGGGGGGAUCAUCGGGGGUAUAGUUUUCAGGAUUGGAGGGUGAUUAAUGGAAACAUCGUUAGAUUGUGGGAUGGAGGACGAUUGGGGCUGCAUCGGCGGCGGCUGUGA